Messenger RNA from Chrysochloris asiatica (Cape golden mole), 349 nucleotides. NCBI's taxonomy places the organism in Eukaryota, Metazoa, Chordata, Mammalia, Afrosoricida, Chrysochloridae. The record is from the annotation of a RefSeq genome assembly.
AUAAUUAACCUAAUAAUCACCCUAUUCAUUAACUCUUCGAUUGCAAUACUACUAGUAUUAAUCGCAUUUUGAUUACCUCAACUAAAUAUUUACUCAGAAAAAGCAAGCCCUUAUGAAUGUGGGUUUGACCCUAUAGGAUCAGCACGCCUUCCUUUCUCUAUAAAAUUUUUCCUUGUAGCAAUCACAUUCCUAUUAUUUGAUUUAGAAAUCGCACUACUAUUACCCUUACCAUGGGCUAUUCAAGCAGGAAACCUUAAACUUAUACUAACAAUAGCCCUUAUCCUAAUCACCCUAUUAGCCCUAGGCCUGGCAUACGAAUGAGUACAAAAAGGCCUUGAAUGAAUCGAAU